Molecule: messenger RNA, 1173 nt
Organism: Penicillium soppii
Lineage: Eukaryota; Fungi; Ascomycota; Eurotiomycetes; Eurotiales; Aspergillaceae
Gene: cbhC
Product: putative cellobiohydrolase
Exons: 6
Coding region: 1-1173 (390 amino acids)
Biological process (GO): cellulose catabolic process
Molecular function (GO): hydrolase activity, hydrolyzing O-glycosyl compounds
Source: RefSeq, a predicted model, not a curated record
AUGAGAUCGUUUAUCCAACUCGCCCCCUUGCUGGUCUCCAGUGUAGCAGGGGCUGCAAUUUCGCCCGCAGUUCGGGCAACUGCCGCCACCGCAGCUUCAGUAAACCCAUUUUCUGGAUAUCAGCUGUACGCCAAUUCAUUCUAUGCAUCCGAGGUCGCAGCCGCUUUGCCCUCGAUGACAGGUACCGCCAAAGCUGCUGCAAGCUCGGUUGCUAGUGUUCCAUCCUUUUAUUGGCUGGACACUGCAGCCAAAGUGCCGACUAUGGGCACCUUCCUGGCUGAUAUCAAGGCCAAGAAUGCGGCGGGUGCCAACCCGCCUAUUGCUGGUGCCUUUGUUGUGUACGAUCUUCCUGAUCGUGACUGCGCUGCAUUGGCUAGCAAUGGAGAAUAUUCUAUUGCCAACGGUGGCGUUGCUAACUACAAGGCGUAUAUUGACGCUAUUCGCAAGGUGUUGGUUCAGUACUCUGAUGUCCAUACUAUCUUGGUGAUCGAGCCUGACAGCUUGGCUAACUUGGUGACCAACAUGGGCGUUUCCAAGUGUGCCAAUGCACAUGACGCAUAUUUGGAGUGCACUAAUUAUGCAGUGACUCAACUGAAUCUGGCUAAUGUGGCCAUGUAUCUUGACGCUGGACAUGCGGGAUGGCUCGGCUGGCCGGCCAAUCUAAGCCCAGCGGCUCAACUAUUCGCCAGCGUCUACAACAAUGCUGCAAAACCCGCAGCUCUUCGAGGCCUUGCAACAAACGUUGCCAACUAUAAUGGAUGGUCUCUGUCUACAUGCCCAUCAUACACUUCGGGCGACGCGAACUGCGAUGAGAAGAGAUAUAUCAACGCGCUUUAUCCACUCUUGCAGAGCGCAGGUUGGGAUGCGCGCUUCAUAACUGACACCGGUCGCAAUGGAGUCCAGCCCACCCAGCAAAAUGCUUGGGGCGAUUGGUGUAAUGUUAAAGGAACCGGGUUUGGUGUUCGGCCGACAACAAGCACCGGUGAUGCCUUGGCUGAUGCCUUCGUCUGGGUUAAGCCUGGUGGCGAGAGUGAUGGUACUUCGGAUAGUAGCUCGGCUCGGUAUGAUGCUCACUGCGGAUAUUCGGAUGCGCUUCAACCUGCGCCUGAAGCUGGGACAUGGUUCCAGGCAUACUUCGAGCAACUUGUUCAGAAUGCCAAUCCCUCGUUUUGA